Messenger RNA from Pseudocercospora fijiensis CIRAD86, 651 nucleotides. RefSeq lists its product as uncharacterized. NCBI's taxonomy places the organism in Eukaryota, Fungi, Ascomycota, Dothideomycetes, Mycosphaerellales, Mycosphaerellaceae. Bases 1 to 651 code for a protein of 216 amino acids. Gene Ontology annotation, molecular function: phosphoribosylglycinamide formyltransferase activity. The record is from RefSeq and is a predicted model, not a curated record. The transcript has a single exon. Gene Ontology annotation, cellular component: cytoplasm. Gene Ontology annotation, biological process: 'de novo' IMP biosynthetic process.
AUGGCUCACCCGACCCGUAUCACAGUCCUAAUAUCCGGCUCCGGCAGCAAUCUCCAAGCCUUAAUCGACGCCUCCCACCCACCACCCCAACCCCCCAAACUCCAAAACGUCCAAUUCGUCCGCGUAAUCUCAGACAGAAAAUCCGCCUACGGCCUCCAACGCGCCGAAAAAUCCGGCAUACCCACCGCAUACCAAGGCAUAAUCCCCUACCGCAAAUCACACCCGGACGACGAAGAUUCCGCCCGAAAAGCCUACGAUACCGACCUCGCACAUUUGGUCCUAUCCGACUCCCCCAACCUCAUCAUCUGUGCCGGUUUCAUGCGGAUCCUUACUCCGAACUUCCUGGACCCUAUCACGGAGGCGGGAAUUCCGAUUAUAAAUUUACAUCCUUCGCUGCAUGGCGAUCUGGUGGGGGCGCGGUGUAUUGAGAGGGCUUGGGAGGAGUUUCGGGAAGGGAAGAGGACGAAGACGGGGAUUAUGGUUCAUUAUGUUAUUUCGGAGGUUGAUGAGGGGGAGCCGAUUUUGCAGCAGGAGAUUGAGAUGGAGGGGUGCGGGACGUUGGAGGAGUUGAAGGAUAGAGUGCAUCAGGCGGAACAUGUGCUUGUUGUGGAGGGGGCGAGGAGGGUGGUUGAGAAGGGGAGGGCGGCGUGA